Molecule: messenger RNA, 2280 nt
Organism: Malania oleifera
Lineage: Eukaryota; Viridiplantae; Streptophyta; Magnoliopsida; Santalales; Ximeniaceae
Product: receptor-like protein EIX1
Exons: 1
Coding region: 1-2280 (759 amino acids)
Molecular function (GO): protein binding
Source: RefSeq, a predicted model, not a curated record
AUGAGAUACCCAGCUGCAGUUUUGGGGAUUGUUUUGACAUUGAUUUCUUGGGAUGGAGUAUAUUCAAAUGCCACCCGUUGUAGGGCAGAGGAGAGAGAAGCCCUUCUGGAGUUUAAGCAAUUUCUCACCGAUCCUUCCAACCGCCUCUCUUCCUGGGUUGGUGAUGGUUGUUGUAGGUGGACAGGAGUUCACUGCCACAACACCACUGGUCAUGUCAUCCAUCUCAACCUCUCCAAUCCGUUGCCAUACCCUAUUGAUGAUGAUGAUGAUUAUGAUCUCUACAAUUAUGAUUAUGAAUCUCAUCUUGCUGCGUACAAGAGGUCCCGUUGGGGUGGGAACAUAAGCGGCUCUUUGCUGCAAUUGAAACAUCUUGAGCAUCUGGACUUGAGUCGCAAUUAUUUUCGAGGACUUCAGAUUCCACAGCUCUUUGGUUCCCUCACCACUCUCGCUUAUCUGAAGUUGUCUUCUGCGGGAUUUAUCGGCCCCAUUCCUCCUCAACUUGGGAAUCUUUCAAGCUUGCUUUAUCUUGAUAUUGGCGGGAAUGAUUAUUUGUACGUUACAGAUGAUGUAAGAUGGAUUUCUCAUCUCUCCUCAAUUGAAUUCCUUGACAUGAGCUCUGUCAAUCUUAGCCGGGCAUCUAAUAUUUGGCUUCAGAUGAUGAACAUGCUCCCUUCCUUGUCCACGCUACUCUUGUCUGACUGUUCCCUCGGUGACCAUCUUCCUCUUUCUCAUGUCAAUUUUUCUUCCCUUGUCUCUCUUGAUCUCUCCGAUAACAAUUUCAUGAAUUCUUCGACAUUAGGAUGGCUCUCCAGUCUCACUUCUCUUGCUUUACUCCAUCUGAGCAGCAGCUAUUUUACAAAGGGUUCAAUUCCAAUAUAUCUUCAGAACAUGUCCACUACUCUUCAAUCCCUAGACCUUUCUAAUUGCCGUUUGAACUCUACCACACCCAACUGGCUUUCUAGUCUCUCUUCUAUUGUUUCGCUUGAUCUGAGUAAUAACCAAAUUCCUGGUUUGCUUCCCGCCCCUCUACGGAACCUAACUACUCUUCGGUUCCUUAAUCUCGCUGAGAACCAAUUCAACUCUGCAAUACCAGAGUGGUUGUAUGACAUGACCAGCCUCCAAAUUCUCGAUCUUUCAGACAAUAAUUUUCAAGGAUCAAUUUCAGGUGCUAUUAACAACCUUACAUCACUCACAGAACUCCAGUUAUCUGGCAAUGACUUUGAAGGAGGGAUUCCAACAUCCUUGGGAAACCUCUGCAGUUUGAGAGUUUUAGAUUUGUCCAGGAACAACCUCAGUGGAGAUAUUUCUGAAUUUUUCGGAGAUCAUUCAUCUGAUUCGAGCCAAUGGCCCAAUCAUUUGGGAGAAUUUAAAAGUUUGUCCAUUCUUAAGAUUUCAUUCAACUCCAUUUCAGGGCCAAUUCCUGUGUCAAUAGGGAAAUUAUCAUCCUUGAUGAGGUUAGAUAUUUCUUCCAAUCUUUUAAAUGGAAGUAUUCCAGAAUCUCUAGGGAGUCUCUCCAAAUUAGAAAGAGUGGACUUCUCUAACAAUUCCUUUGAAGGCACCAUUUCAAAAGUUCACUUUGCAAAUCUGACAAGACUAGAGUAUUUUGCAGCUGGUUUAAACCGGCUGACCUUGAAAAUAAGCCACAAUUGGAUUCCUCCAUUUCAACUCCGUCAAAUAUGCAUGAGCUCACGUGAUGGGGGACCUCAAUUAUUUCCUGUGUGGCUUCAAACACAGAACAAAUUGCAAUAUUUAUUCCUAUCAAAUGCUUCAAUAUCAGGUGUAAUCCCAACAAAUUGGCUCUCCAAUAUGUCCCGACUUUUAUAUGUUGAUCUAUCUCAAAACCAGAUCCAAGGCUCGUUACCUCCCAUCCCUGCCACAGUAAAAUAUUUUGAUCUUUCAAAUAAUCGCUUGAACGGAUCUCUUGCUCCCUCUUUGUGUAACCAAAUGGGGGAUGAGGAAUCCAAAUUGUUAUCUUUAGCAUUAUCAAAAAAUUUUUUAUCUGGAGAAAUUCCUGAUUGUUGGGUGAAUUGGAAAAAUUUAAGGGUGUUGCGAUUGGACAGCAACAAUUUGGUAGGAAAAAUACCAAGUUCCAUGGGUAUUCUAACUUCGCUCGCGUCGCUACACUUGCGCAAGAAUAAGCUCUCUGAAAACUUGCCUCCACCAUUGAAAAAUUGUCAUGAUUUACAAGUUUUGGAUCUUAGUGAAAAUAAUUUUUUUGGAAAAAUACCAUUCUGGAUGGGAAAAAGUCUUUCCAACCUUGAGUCCUUGCUCUUCGUUUAA